GCAGCGCUGUAUGGAUGCGAACGGACGGUCGGGCUCUUGUCGGUGUUCGUCGAAUAUGCGUUCACGUCUCACCACGAUACCUGGCAUAGCUGGGUGAAGCCAAGCGAGCCCCGAUGCUGCAUGGUGCAUUGCUCAAGUGUGUGCUCUGAUCGCGGCGCCCUUGGCGGCUCUCCCGCCUUUGCACCCGUGCCAGCGGAGAAGGCACACAUUUUUGGAGCCGCCGGCGUAACCCAAGCGGAAACUUGGUGCUUGUGGUGGCGAAACCCUCCAAGUGGUGCUGUGUGCACUCGGUGAUGUGUGCAAAGAAGCGGUGAUGCGUGCGAUAGCAGUGGUGGCGAUAAGGCGAUAGAUCGCUGGUGACGUCGCUCUUCCAAGGCGAGGUGCCCCCUUGGAAGCGAUGGGGGGCUGCUGCUGUCACCGGGCUGAGCUUGGGCGCAGGGGCCGGCUGCUGCUCAUGUUCGGCAUGACGACAGCAUUCUUCCUGGUCGAGAUCAUCGUCGGCUACGUCACCAACUCCAUGGCCCUGGUGGCCGACUCCUUCCACAUGCUCUCGGAUGUCAUCUCGCUAGUCAUCGCCUUUCUCUCCAUCAAGAUGUCUCCCAAGAAAUGGUCCAAGAACACGUUUGGCUGGGCUCGUGCCGAGGUUCUGGGGGCGUUAGUGAAUGCGGUGUUCCUCGUGGCCCUGUGCUUCUCCAUUCUUGUGGAGAGCCUCAAGCGCUUCUACAAGCCCGAGGUCAUUGAUGAGCCUAAGCUCAUCCUUUAUGUCGGUAUUGCUGGCCUCAUCGUCAACAUGAUUGGCCUGUGCCUAUUUCGUGAGCACGGCCACAGCCACAGCCGGGGCCACCACCACAGCCUGCCCACAGUGGAGGAGGUUGUGCUUCAAGGCUUGGAGGAAGACAUCAAUGACAACCGAUUCCGCAUCGGGGCUGACGCUUCCGGCCGUGACACAGCACCGUCAUCGACAGGUGGCCAGCUCAACAUCCGCGGAGUCUACCUCCACAUCCUGGCUGAUGCCCUGGGCUCGGUGGUAGUCAUCAUCAGCUCACUGGUCAUCUGGCUCACCACCUGGGAGCAGCGGUACUACGUCGAUCCUGCCCUCAGCCUCGUCAUGGUGUGCCUCAUCAUGAAGUCUACAUCUCCUUUGUUGGUGGACUCUGCGCUGAUCCUGCUGCAGACUGUGCCGACGCACAUCCAGAUUGACUCGCUUCAGAAGAAGCUGCUGCAGGAGGUGGAAGGGGUGCUGGCUGUGCACGAGUUCCACGUGUGGCAGCUGGCCGGUGAGCGCAUCAUUGCUUCAGCCCACAUCCGCUGCAAGAACCUCCAAGACUACAUGCAAAUCGCCGAGCGCGUCAAGGAGUUCUUCCACAACGAAGGCAUCCACUCCACCACCAUCCAGCCCGAGUUUGUCCAGCUCGAGGGACAGCAGAGUGAUGACAAAGACUGUGUCCUGGACUGUCCAAGCCGUACCAACUGUGUGGCCCAGACCUGCUGUGGACCCCGAGGCAAAGAGGGCGUUAACACACCCGAUGCACCAGCGCCUACUGAUGGAACUGUGUUGCGUCAGCGGCCUACAACUGAACUCAGUACUCCUGCUUGAAGGCUUUUGAUAAUUGUCAGUGCAGGACUGAUCUGCCGUCGGUGUGCACAUUUUGACAAAUGGGCGACAUGUGGAGCAACUCUUCCUGCCGCAGUCGUUGACCAAGCACAGGCCGCCAGAUGGAGAAAGGCUGUUGUUGCUGUGAAUUGGUUUUUGCUAUGCAAGACUGGUUGCAAGCCAGAGUGGCACCACAAAGUACAGAUGGCCAAGCCUUCAACUGUGAUGAGUAGUGCAACUUUUAUGAGAAGGUUGUGAACUAGGAACGAUGCCUGCCACCAAAGAGUGUGUCAGUCUGAAGGCACCAAAUAAAAGUGAAGCCAUGCUG
Rhipicephalus sanguineus (brown dog tick) is the source of this 1922-nucleotide messenger RNA. It is a transcript of the gene ZnT63C, whose product is annotated as zinc transporter 1. Gene Ontology annotation, cellular component: membrane. The record is from RefSeq and is a predicted model, not a curated record. The transcript is spliced from 7 exons. The coding region runs from base 398 to 1597 and encodes 399 amino acids. Gene Ontology annotation, molecular function: zinc ion transmembrane transporter activity. Gene Ontology annotation, biological process: zinc ion transmembrane transport; intracellular zinc ion homeostasis; detoxification of zinc ion. NCBI's taxonomy places the organism in Eukaryota, Metazoa, Arthropoda, Arachnida, Ixodida, Ixodidae.